AUGAGAUUGCAACCACAUGUCAACGCAAUCCAUAUGAAACCCAUGCUUGCAUUUUGGCAAAAACCUGGUUUUUUCCCCUUGUAUGAUUUUGAGGGUAGUGGGAUCAAGACCACGGCGCAAGGAAGUGGCGAUCGUUACUUGGUGGCGCCGCCCUGUGGUGCUGUUCUCUCGACGGCGGUUCCAGAACCAUUUGGCAUAAAGCUUUGCUUCUGCACUGCAGUGCAAUACCUGUAUAUCUCAACAAUUCCACAGUCAAGAAGUUGGAGAGCAAGUACAGUGCGCAGCACCCUAAAUUUGUUUCUGAAAAAAGUGUAUUUUGGACUUCGAUUGGAUGAGCUUCCCAUGCCUUUAUUAGAUAUUGCUACUGCACAGCCUUGUUCUUGUUUCCACGACAAUGUGUUAGCGUUUAGGUCUCAGAUUCAUUUUAAUAAAGUUAUAAUUGGAAAUGCAAGGAGAUUAGCUUCUUCUUUUUCUUGGAAGCCAUUCCAUAUCCAGGAAAAGCCUAGAAGACAAUUUGAUUUGGGGAGAAUUGAGGUAUGGAGGGGUGGAGUGACGAUAAAGGCAGUUGCUACCCUUGAAUCAACAAGCAAGACACGGGAAAAUGAUUAUCAUAAUGCUUUGAGGAUUGAUGUUGAUUCAAGAAGCUCAAACAGCUGUAUGGUUGAACGACAAUCUUCAAGUGAAGACUUGAUUGAAGUGGAUGAGAGAGAGAAGCUGAGGCGGCUGAGGAUUUCUAAUGCAAAUAAAGGGAACAGACCUUGGAACAAAGGAAGGAAGCACAGCCCGGAAACCCUUCAGCGCAUUAGAGAGAACACAAGGCUUGCAAUGCAGGAUCCUAAGGUCAAGAUGAAGUUAGCUAACCUGGGACACGCUCAAAGUCAAGAGACGAGAAUGAAAAUUGGAGUUAGUGUUCGACUUGGGUGGCAGAAACGCCGUGAGAACUUGAUGCUGCAGGAGAUCUGCUGCUAUGAAUGGAAAAAUUUAAUUGCAGAAGCUUCCAGAAGGGGACUUUUUGGCGAGGAACGAUUGGAAUGGAACUCGUACAAGAUCUUAAGCAAACAGCUUGAGCAGGAGUGGUUGCUGAGCGUUGGAGAAAGGAUAAAGGUGCCAAGACCGAUGUGGAACAGGAGAGCACCGAAGUCUGCUGAGCAGAGGAGGAAGAUUUCAGAAGCCAUUUCUGCCAAAUGGGCAGAUCCUGAAUACCGUAGUCGGGUUUGCACUGGUCUGUUUAAAUUUCAUGGCAUACAAGAUGGGUUUGAAAGGAAGCCGAAGAGGAAACUAAGUGAGGAUGUGCUAACCAGGAAAAGAAGUCCCCCAAAAAAGAAGUAUGAUGAGACAGAUAGCCUUGCAAAGAGCAAGCCGAAGAGCCCAGUUCAAGGAAUUAGAUCAAAGAUAAAUAAUAACUCUUUGUACAAGGAUCCCAUGGCAAGUUCCAAGUUGGAGAUCUUGAAGAAUAUUCGAGCACAGAGAGCCGCUGCUGAAAACAAAAAGAGCCAAACUGUAGGAAGAGCAAAGGUAUUGAUUGCUGAAGCUAAGAAGGCCACUAAGGCCCUUGAAAUCGCUGCCAAAAGUAGCCCUCUUGCUCAGGCUUCACUACUGGAAACUCAAAUGCUUAUUACUGAAGCAAUUCAGUAUAUGGAAUCCAUCAAGAACAGAGAUCUAGUUCCUUACGAAUGGGACAGUGAUCCUCUACCGAUUUCAAUCUAUGCUGAAGAGGAAACUGAUACAGAGAUCACAAGUCUGAAUCACAUAGAGAAAAGUUACCUAAAUGGAGUUCAAAGCUUUGCAUCGACUAGUUUUGAAGGCUUGAAUUUAAACAAGUUAGUCGUGCCGGAUUUCUUAAAUGGUAGUGCAGUGUCUUCAAAUUCCUGUAACAAUGAUUUACUUGGAAGUUACAGAGAUUUUCCCCCACCAGAGUUGGAUAGUAGGAGUAACUCUUCACCAGAUGCCAUUGAGGAGAGUGGACAGAAGCCACUAAGAACAAUAGACCCGACACACUGGAUCCAGCUCUGUUGCUUCCUGGGCGAGUAG
Messenger RNA from Fraxinus pennsylvanica, 2031 nucleotides. NCBI's taxonomy places the organism in Eukaryota, Viridiplantae, Streptophyta, Magnoliopsida, Lamiales, Oleaceae. The record is from the annotation of a GenBank genome assembly.